CUGUUAGCCGCCGCAACGCCAACACGAAUGAAUCGUUUUUGCGGCAACGAGGAGAACUUGCAAAAAAGGCAAGAGGCAGCAAACUAACUUGCAUUUGGCCAACAAACCAGGAUGUCCGAAGACGACGAGGCGGGCGUCCAUCGGCUGGAGGGCACCGAUGGCCAGGAGUCACGCGGCGGCCUGGUAAUACGGAAACCCAAGGACGCCGCCCAAACAAAAAGCAGCGGUGGAUUCAAGGUGCCACAGGGAUCACUAUUGGGACUAGACAAAUUGGCAGCUAAGCGUCGUGCCGAAAAGGAACGUUCGGAGCGUCUGAUCUCCUUUCAGGACAACGAGUACGACGACACAGCCGGUGGAAGCUCUACGCCACAGCCAAACGUCUCCAGUUCCGGUUCUAGUGAGUUUGCCUUUAAAAAACCCGACACCAAGAGCUUCGAAAAGCUGCGCGGCCAGUUGCGCGAGCACAAGGACGAGACGCCGACGCACACUGGCGGUGUUUCCGUAAAGGCUCGCGAACGUCUACGUGAGCACAUCCAACGGGACAAGGAGCGCGGACGACAGCCCAUCUCCACCUCGACAUCGGAGAGUAGGGACAAGGAUCGCGAUCGUGAUUACGAUCGGGAUCGGCGCAGGGAUCGAGACAGAGAGCGGGAUCGAGACCGCGACAGGCGUCGCCAGAGGGACAGAGGAAGGGACCACGAUCGUCAUCGCAGCCGCGAUCGGGACCGUGAUCGUGAUCGCUCCCUGUCCGAACGCAGUGUCCACACGCCGCGGGAGCCUGGAACACCAGGCAGCACCAGUAGCGGCGGUGUAUCCAAUAGCUCCUGGGACGAUGAGGAUGGCGAGGGCAGCCACCGCAAGUCAGACUGGGAUAUGCCCACGCCCAGGCGUCAUGGAAGCCAGUCUCGUGAUUGGUCAGUGAGAAGCGGUGGCAGUCGACGACAUGGAAGGCAGGAUGACUCGGCCCGUCCUACACCAGCGCAUCGCUAUAAUCAGUGGGCCCACGACCGCAAACGCAGUGGUGCCACACCCUGGAACGAGGAUCCAGAGUCGCUGGAUCUCUGGGAGGAGGAGCAGCGUCGACUGGAUCGCGAGUGGUACAACAUAGACGAAGGCUACGACGAUGAGAACAAUCCGUUUGGCGGUGCCAACUCCGAAUACUUCCGCAAGCGCGAGGAGCAGUUGGAGCAGAAGCGAACAAAGAGAAUCAGCGCCCAGCAGCGGCAGAACAAUCGAGACAACGAGCUAUGGGAGCGAAACCGCAUGCUAACCUCGGGCGUUGUCACGUCGAUUAACGUAAAUGACGAUUUCGAUGAGGAGGCCUUGGAGCGAGUCCAUUUGCUGGUGCACCACAUUAUACCACCAUUCCUUGACGGCCGAAUUGUGUUCACCAAACAGCCGGAGCCGGUGGUGCCUGUUAAGGAUCCAACUUCGGACAUGGCAUUGCUUGCACGAAAGGGCAGCGGCCUGGUUCGUACAUAUCGCGAGCAAAAGGAACGUCGCAAGGCUCAGAAGAAGCACUGGGAGCUGGGCGGCACUAAGCUGGGCAACAUUAUGGGUGUCCAAAGGCCGCAAGAUGAUGAGGAUGCACGUUUCGACAAAGACAACGACACUGCCGACUAUCGCAAGGACCAAAAGUUUGCAGACCAUAUGCGCGAGCAGGAGACGGGCGGCAAGAGUGAUUUUUCACGCAAGAAGACCAUUUCAGAGCAGCGUCGCUUCCUGCCCGUGUUUGCCUCGCGUCAAGAGUUGCUCAACGUGAUCCGUGAGAACUCGGUAAUCAUUAUUGUGGGCGAGACAGGCAGUGGAAAGACCACACAACUAACACAGUAUCUACACGAGGAUGGCUAUAGCCAGCGUGGCAUGAUCGGCUGCACACAGCCCCGUCGAGUGGCUGCUAUGUCGGUGGCCAAGCGAGUCUCCGACGAGAUGGAUACCCAACUGGGUGAGGACGUGGGCUAUGCUAUUCGAUUCGAGGACUGCACCUCAGAGCGCACGGUAAUCAAAUACAUGACGGACGGUAUCCUGCUACGAGAGAGUUUGCGAGAUCCGGAACUGGAUAGCUACUCGGCCAUUAUAAUGGACGAAGCCCACGAGCGGUCCCUGUCCACGGACGUGCUGUUUGGAUUACUGCGAGAGAUUGUGGCCCGACGACAUGACCUAAAGCUGAUCGUGACCUCCGCCACAAUGGACUCCAGCAAGUUUGCAACCUUCUUUGGCAACGUACCCACAUUUACCAUACCGGGACGUACAUUUCCCGUGGACGUGAUGUUCAGUAAGAACACCUGCGAGGAUUAUGUGGAAUCGGCAGUGAAACAGGCGCUGCAGGUUCAUCUCACGCCCAACGAGGGCGAUAUGCUUAUCUUUAUGCCUGGCCAGGAGGACAUUGAGGUGACGUGCGAGGUUCUCGAAGAGCGGCUGGCUGAGAUCGAUAAUGCACCGCAGUUGAGUAUCCUGCCCAUCUAUUCCCAACUGCCAUCGGAUCUACAGGCAAAGAUCUUUCAGAAAUCUGGCGAUGGGGUGCGCAAGUGCGUUGUGGCCACGAAUAUUGCGGAAACAUCGCUCACAGUCGACGGCAUUAUCUACGUAAUCGAUUCUGGCUACUGCAAGCUAAAGGUUUACAACCCUCGCAUCGGUAUGGAUGCCCUUCAGAUCUAUCCCAUUUCGCAGGCUAAUGCUAAUCAGAGGAGCGGUCGAGCGGGACGUACAGGUCCCGGCCAGGCAUUCCGGCUGUACACGCAGCGCCAGUACAAGGACGAACUGCUAGCCCUUACAGUGCCCGAAAUUCAGCGCACAAAUCUGGCCAACACAGUGUUGCUUCUAAAGUCACUGGGUGUCGUCGAUCUAUUGCAGUUCCACUUUAUGGACCCGCCGCCCCAGGACAACAUUUUGAACUCGCUGUACCAACUGUGGAUCCUUGGGGCCCUUGACCACACGGGCGCUCUUACCACUCUUGGACGUCAGAUGGCCGAGUUCCCGCUCGAUCCGCCUCAGUGCCAGAUGCUGAUCGUCGCUUGUCGCAUUGGAUGCAGUGCCGAGGUGCUGAUUAUAGUUUCCAUGUUGUCCGUGCCCUCGAUCUUCUACCGACCGAAGGGUCGCGAGGAAGAGGCUGAUGGCGUUCGAGAGAAGUUCCAAGUGCCCGAAUCCGAUCAUUUAACCUACCUCAAUGUGUAUCAGCAGUGGCGCCAAAAUAAUUAUAGUUCGUCUUGGUGCAAUGAACACUUUAUCCACAUCAAGGCGAUGCGAAAGGUUCGUGAGGUGCGGCAGCAGCUGAAGGACAUAAUGACGCAGCAGAACCUAAAUGUAAAGAGCUGUGGCACCGACUGGGACAUCGUGCGCAAGUGCAUCUGCUCGGCGUACUUCUAUCAGGCGGCAAGGCUCAAGGGUAUAGGGGAGUAUGUUAAUUUGCGUACGGGUAUGCCUUGUCACUUGCACCCCACGUCCGCACUAUAUGGUCUGGGCACCACGCCCGAUUAUGUAGUCUAUCAUGAGCUGAUUAUGACUGCCAAGGAGUAUAUGCAGUGCGCCACGGCGGUCGAUGGCUAUUGGCUCGCCGAGCUGGGUCCCAUGUUCUUCUCCGUCAAGGAGUCCGGUCGUAGCGGUAGGGAGAAGAAAAAACAGGCCGCUGAACAUCUCAAGGAGAUGGAGGAGCAGAUGUUAAAAGCACAGCACGAGAUGGAAGAACGCAAGCAGCAGGCGGCCGAGAGAGAGGAGCAGUUAGCCGCCAAGCAGGAGAUUGCCACACCGGGAAAUGCCACGCCCCGUCGCACGCCCGCCAGGAUUGGCCUUUGAGCAGCUCCCAGAGAUCUUGGACCCAAAGAGAUCUCUGUGAAAAGCGUUCGAUCUAUUCAUAUAUGUAUGUAAGUUUCACAUGUUUUUUUUCUAUACCCUAAUAAAGAAUCAUUGUAAACUGGA
Molecule: messenger RNA, 3915 nt
Organism: Drosophila eugracilis
Lineage: Eukaryota; Metazoa; Arthropoda; Insecta; Diptera; Drosophilidae
Product: pre-mRNA-splicing factor ATP-dependent RNA helicase PRP16
Exons: 4
Coding region: 112-3792 (1226 amino acids)
Biological process (GO): mRNA splicing, via spliceosome
Cellular component (GO): intracellular anatomical structure; spliceosomal complex
Molecular function (GO): RNA binding; ATP binding
Source: RefSeq, a predicted model, not a curated record